This is a messenger RNA of Abrus precatorius (Indian licorice), 1671 nucleotides long. Its product is annotated as photosystem II stability/assembly factor HCF136, chloroplastic. The transcript has 9 exons. The coding region runs from base 97 to 1272 and encodes 391 amino acids. Gene Ontology annotation, molecular function: protein binding. The record is from RefSeq and is a predicted model, not a curated record. Lineage: Eukaryota; Viridiplantae; Streptophyta; Magnoliopsida; Fabales; Fabaceae.
CCAGUGAGUGGUUGUGAAGAGCUUGAAAACAAUCAUUUCAUUCACCGGCGAAGCCGUUGGGAUAAGGCAGAGAGAGAAAAGUGCUUCCAACUUGCAAUGGCUACUCUGCAAUUCACAUUCACUGAUUCAACCUCCUUCUUCAGACCUUCUCUUCCCUACAAGUCUCUCUCUCUCACUCGAAAUCGAACCUUCCUUGUAAAAGCUUCUUCUCUUCCCCACUUAUCCAGAAGCAGAAGAAGUUUCAUCGCCGAAACCACCGCUAUUUCGCUCUCUCUCCCUCAGUUAGCAAGGUCCGAGGAAUCGCUUUCAGAGUGGGAACGAGUUUACCUCCCUAUCGACCCUGGCGUCGUGCUUCUCGACAUCGCUUUUGUCCCCGACGACCCCAACCACGGCUUUCUUCUUGGAACGAGGCAAACCAUUCUGGAGACAAAAGAUGGAGGAAACACUUGGGCUCCGCGUUCAAUUCCCUCUGCUGAAGACGAAGAUUUCAACUAUAGGUUCAAUUCUAUCAGCUUCAAAGGCAAGGAAGGAUGGAUUGUUGGAAAGCCUGCGAUUCUUUUGUACACUGCUGAUGCUGGAGAAAGUUGGGAAAGGAUGCCUCUCAGUGCUCAACUUCCAGGGGAUAUGGUAUACAUAAAGGCAACCGGUGAGAAGAGUGCAGAGAUGGUGACUGAUGAAGGUGCAAUUUAUGUUACUGCAAACAGAGGCUACAAUUGGAGGGCUGCUGUCCAGGAAACUGUGUCAGCUACUCUUAAUAGAACAGUUUCUAGUGGUAUUAGUGGUGCUAGCUACUACACUGGAACUUUCAAUACUGUCAAUCGUUCUCCAGACGGAAGGUAUGUUGCUGUCUCGAGUCGUGGCAAUUUCUACUUAACCUGGGAGCCUGGUCAGCCAUUCUGGCAGCCACAUAAUAGAGCAGUUGCCAGAAGAAUCCAGAACAUGGGAUGGAGAGCUGAUGGUGGUCUGUGGCUUCUUGUUCGUGGAGGUGGCCUUUAUCUCAGCAAGGGCACAGGGAUAACUGAAGAAUUUGAGGAGGUUCCUGUUCAAAGCCGGGGUUUUGGCAUUCUUGAUGUGGGGUAUCGUUCAACUGACGAGGCUUGGGCAGCAGGCGGAAGUGGUAUUCUCUUGAGAACUACUAAUGGUGGAAAGUCAUGGAUCCGGGACAAAGCUGCUGACAGCAUUGCUGCAAAUUUAUACUCAGUGAAGUUUAUUGAUGAUAAAAAGGGAUUUGUGUUGGGGAAUGAUGGAGUCUUGCUUCGCUACCUUGGAUAGAGUUGAUUUUCAACAUGGUUUGUCGACUCGAUUGCAAUUUUGUAGCAGAUUACAUAUCCAUGCUUAGCAUUCAUCACUGUCGAGAGAGCUCUGGGUCAAAUCGACUCCUUGCAGUUAUGCCCAAAAAUGUGGAGAUCUAGAAACAGUCUUUACAACUACUGUAAAGAGAGCUAUAUUAUGUCAAUGUAACAUUGUAAUUGCCAUGUUACUAUAUAUUAAAAAUUCAAUUUUAUGCUGCAUAUGUUGUACUGCAGAAGCAGAAUACAGUUUCAAUAACUUUUAUAGAUUAUAUAAGACACAUUUGAAUACAUAAUUAUAUGUUAUGAGAACAUGGUGAGGGAGGAGCGCGGAGUCUUGUGUAAGACCCCAUGCUUAAACUUAUUUGAUAAUUUUUUAUCG